AUGCCUCUCACAGUUUUAGUCACUCUGUUAACAGUUUCCUGUUUCUGCGAGACAGCGAAAGGUUCAAGUGCGAAUAGUUCUUCAUUGUCCGUUGAGUUUAUUAAUCCGGCAAAACCGAACACAAGUUCAGUUUACCUGGGCCACUCUAUGGAUUUUGUCAUCAGAGCUACAAGUGGUGUGUUAGAGGAAGUUCUGUGCGCUGCCGAGGGGAAAAAUAAGUUUCUAACUUUGACGAAAGAAUCUCUCCAGAACGAGACUGCAGCUGUCUUCGAAUUGACUGCAGAAAGAAUUGGCUACGAAGUGAUUCGCUGCACCCAAUUCAACAACGCAUCAGCAAAUGAUUCUAGUUUGAACGUCGCAGAUAUCUUCUCCGAUAGUUCGAACGAUUUCCUGGAAAUCAAUAUCACCAUAAUUCUGGAACAAAACUGGGUAUAUGCGGUGGCUCCUGGUGUGGCGACGUCAGUUCUUGUGACUCUCAAUUUCUUGUUUGGAACCGACAUAUCUUUGAAGGAUCUCAGGUUCAUCACUCUGAGACCGAAACCUCUGAUUGCAGCAGCACUCUGUCAAUUUGUUCUUCUGCCACCUUGUGGUCUAGGAAUAGCGAAGAUGCUGCACUUUGAGCCAGAUGUGGCCCUGGGCGUCCUCUUGAUGGCCUGUGCACCGGGGGGAGGGGCCAGCAACUCUGCCACCUUCUUGGUCGAGGGGGAGGUGCCUCUCUCUAUCUCAAUGUCUUUCUUCAGCACCGCCCUCGCUGCAGGGACGAUGCCUCUGAACUUACUCAUCUACAGCCGGUUUUUGACCUCUGACCCCAGCUUCACACCCUCCGAUAUAUCUUACAAAACUUUGGCGACUGGUCUUGUGCUUAUCGUGGUGCCUGUCUGUAUUGGGAUGGCAUUGAUAGCAAAGGCACAGAAAGUGACGCUGAAGAUUAAGAAGUUUGUUCAACUAUUCGUCUUGCUGCUUGUUGUGUUGCUGGUCGGAUUAGUUGCGUACAAGACGUGGUACGUGUUUCAAUUACUGACUGGCAAAGACCUCCUGGGAGCUAUCCUUCUUCCACUCUCUGGGUUCUCUCUCGGAACAUUCGCCUCUGUGCUGAUGCGACUCCGCUGCUCCCAGGUCAAAACCAUCGCCAUCGAAGUGGGAAUGCAGAACUCCUUAAUAGUGAUCGUAAUGAUAGGAGCUGUUUUCAAACCACCCCAGUCUGAUCUAAACGCCAUCAUUCCGGUCUGUGUAGCCUUCACAACCAUAUUGUCGGUUUUUGUUAUAUGCCUCAUACAUUUUGCUCUCCGAAGAUACAACACGUGGUACCAAGAGGUGUGCGACCAAAAUAAACAGGAGCAGUUGUCGCAACGGAGACGUUUUGAGGGACUCGGGCAAAGUAUACGAAGACGCUUAACUUCUGUUUCGGCAUCGAUUAGCCUACCGAUUCGCAGAAAUCCCACUGUUCAGAAAUGUCCGACAGGUCAAGAGGACAAAGAAGCCAUCAUUGAACUGGAGAAAAACUGAAACCAAUCUUCUUGAUUCUUCGCUUUUUUCUUGUUAUAUUUAUUUGACAACCAAUUAUCAGAACUGUAACAUUG
Molecule: messenger RNA, 1580 nt
Organism: Symsagittifera roscoffensis
Lineage: Eukaryota; Metazoa; Xenacoelomorpha; Acoela; Convolutidae
Product: ileal sodium/bile acid cotransporter-like
Exons: 6
Coding region: 1-1506 (501 amino acids)
Cellular component (GO): membrane
Source: RefSeq, a predicted model, not a curated record